CAACACUACUAUAUAACAAAUAAUUUUAGCAGGAUCCACUAUGAUUGAGAUAACAUUUUUGCUAAAUGAAGAUAAACUCGGAUUGUAUGCUUUGCAAGGGACAAACAAGCUAGCCAAGUUCAAGGUCCAUGAGACACUCCAAAGACUAAGUUUUCUGCCUCCACAUUUCAUCAUGGCAAUAUCACAGAAAAAGCCCCUUAUCUACCUAUGGAACAUGAGUCAGGAUUCUUCUGUUCAGAAGUAUGUGCUACCGGGGCUGCCCCUAUCUGUUGCAGCAUCGCCAUGUGGCGCAUACAUUGCAGUGGGUAUCGACAACACAAUACGAUUUUGGCAUCUACCUUCAGGUCAACUCAUUAACACUGUCAGUAGUCACUAUCAGAAAGUUACCUCUCUUGUUUGGUCAAAGGACAGCAGACUCCUUAUUUCUGGAGGGUAUGACAAUAAUGUCAAUGUUUGGGAAUUCCACAGAAUUGUGAAGGACCAGGCAACUGUUUCACCUUUGUACACAUUUACUAACCACUCAAUGCCAGUGACAGAUAUUUAUUGCGGGUUCGGAGGAUUUAAAAGUAGGUUGUUCACCUCAAGCUUGGACAAUACAUGCAACAUUUACGAUUUGUGCUCUGGGAAAAUAGUUGUGUCUCUAGAAUUUCCUGCUCCAAUAUUCAAACUCCUGGUUAGCAAAUGUGAGAGUUCUGUUUACGCAGUGACUGUUUCAACAGAGGUUUACAAAGUCUCUUUAGUGUCACCCGCAGAAGCAGACGUCACCAAACAAAUGAAGGUGUUUAUAAAGUGCCCCAACAAAAUAACUUCCUGCUGCCUAGCUGAGGAAGAUUGUGCAAUAAUUCUAGGAAGUUCCCAAGGUGACUUGAUGAAGUACAGCACCUCAACCGGACAAGUGUUACCUUUUUCAUUCAAAUCUAGAUCGCCAGUGGAUGAUAUUUUAUCAGUCACUGUGCCUGGUUAUAAAAGAAACGACAAGCCUGUCCCAUUCCCUUUCCAGCAACCUCUUCAACGAGCACUGACCGGUCUUCAAGACCAGUGUUCUCUUCUUCUUAAACCUAGACAUGAGCCAGUUCAGUUUGUUUCAGACUAUGAUUUCCUUGCUUUGGUGAAGGAAGCAGUAGAGGAAGAUAAGGGGUCAGACAAUGUGUCCGAGUUGAAAGACAAGGUUGGGGAGUUGACUGCACUUUCUGAAAAGUUGGUACAGUUUGCUACAGAUCAGCUGAUAGGCUCUUGAAUUACCUCAUGAUAUUUUAUUUAACAAUGGGUAGAGUCUAAAUUGUUUCUGUUACUUUCAACAUAUUAAUUUAUUAAUGCAAUUUUACUUUUUUAUGG
Molecule: messenger RNA, 1335 nt
Organism: Bolinopsis microptera
Lineage: Eukaryota; Metazoa; Ctenophora; Tentaculata; Lobata; Bolinopsidae
Product: ribosome maturation protein SBDS-like
Exons: 2
Coding region: 41-1237 (398 amino acids)
Biological process (GO): ribosome biogenesis; cytosolic ribosome assembly; DNA-templated DNA replication
Cellular component (GO): cytoplasm; nuclear pre-replicative complex
Molecular function (GO): protein binding; zinc ion binding
Source: RefSeq, a predicted model, not a curated record